CCACCACUCACACAAAAUGGCCACCAAAUCCGCUGCCUCCGUCGUCGACUGGUCCAAGAUCUACACCGGUCUCGGCCUCGACAAGCACACCGUCACCGCCCUCCAAUCCUUCCGUGCCCGACACACCGCCGCCAUCAACAAGAACUCGGCCCUCAAGAGCACCGUCCCCGAGCUCGACCUCGCCCAGUACAAGAGCGUGUUGAAGGACCAGCAGGCCGUCAACCUCGCCGAGAAGGUCUUGGGCGAGUUCAAGGCUGUCGACUAUGAUGUCAGCAAGUGGAACGGUGUUGUGGACGCUUUCGAGGGAAAGGCUGUGAGUGGAAUCAAGUGCGCGGGGGGUGGAAUGGUGGGGGCGCGUGAUUUCGUGGUCUGCGUCCCCCAUACCCCCCUGGACAUCUAGCGAUCAGCAAAGCAGCAAUUCACACUUUUACAGGUCGCCGCCGCCAAGGAGACCGUCUCCAAGAUCUCCGCCGAGGAGUCUUCCCUCCAAGCCACCCUCUCCAACAUCAAGGACGCCCGACCUUUCGAGGACCUUACCGUCGACGAGGUCGCCAAGGCCAGGCCCGAAAUCGCCAAGGCUGUCGAGACUAUGGUUAAGAAGGGAAAGUGGACUGUCCCCGGUUACAGGGAGAAGUUUGGCGAUCUCUCUAUGAUGUAAGAGAUGGGCGGAUAGAUGGGCCAGUAGUGGAAAAUGCAUACUCUAACAAGAAGGA
Molecule: messenger RNA, 713 nt
Organism: Cryptococcus amylolentus CBS 6039
Lineage: Eukaryota; Fungi; Basidiomycota; Tremellomycetes; Tremellales; Cryptococcaceae
Exons: 3
Coding region: 17-400 (127 amino acids)
Biological process (GO): proton motive force-driven ATP synthesis
Molecular function (GO): proton transmembrane transporter activity
Source: RefSeq, a predicted model, not a curated record